This is a messenger RNA of Danio rerio (zebrafish), 1746 nucleotides long. The record is from RefSeq and is a predicted model, not a curated record. NCBI's taxonomy places the organism in Eukaryota, Metazoa, Chordata, Actinopteri, Cypriniformes, Danionidae.
AUCAGGUGAAGGUGCAUGCGGAUUCAUGUCAAAGUCUGCGGCAGUUUUGUUUAUGGGGAAAGGAAAAGGAAAGUAAACAGAUGCUUGUUCUCUUCGAGCAGAACACAGAUUUCAGGAUGUACCCAAGGUCUUGUGACACAUUUGUAGCCUUGCCGCCGUCCACUGAGGGUCAGCGGAUAAUCUUCGGGAAGAACUCGGACAGACCCUGCGAUGAGGUUCAGGAGGUGGUCUACUUCCCUGCAAAGGAACAUGAACCAGGAAAAGUUGAGUGCACGUAUAUAGAAAUCGAGCAGGUGGAAAAGACGUUUGCAGUGGUGCUGAGUCGCCCCGCCUGGCUGUGGGGGGCAGAGAUGGGGGCAAAUGAGCAUCAGGUGUGCAUUGGGAACGAGGCAGUGUGGGGCAGAGAGAGCGCGGAUGGUGACGAGGCACUUCUGGGCAUGGAUCUUGUCCGGCUGGCUCUGGAGCGGGCCGACACGGCGGAGAAAGCUGUGGACGUCAUCACAGAUCUGCUGGAGAAAUACGGCCAGGGAGGAAACUGCAUGGAGGACGAGUGUGGAUUCACGUACCACAACAGCUUCCUCAUAUCAGACCGCAAAGAAGCCUGGGUGCUGGAGACUGCUGGGAAACACUGGGCUGCGGAGAGAGUGGAGGCCGGCUACAGGAACAUCUCCAAUCAGUACUCCAUUACUACUAAGAUUGACAAGGAGCACCCGGGGAUGAGGACGUACGCGAAAGAGCAGGGCUGGUGGGACGGAGAGAGCGAGUUCAGCUUUACUGAUGUUUACUCGUACUCCAGCACCGCCCGCAUCCAGGCGGCAGGCGGAAGAUACUGUGAGGGACAGAAACUGCUGCAAAAGAGCAACGGCCACAUCUCUGCACAGACGAUGAUGGAUAUUUUGCGGGAUAAGGAGAGCGGGAUCAACAUGGAGGGGAUGUUCAUGAGCACAGGCAGUAUGGUGUCUGUCAUCCCCAAAGCUGAUCAUUUACCCGGAGUCCACUUCUUCACCGCCACUCCAGACCCCGAACGGUCUGUGUUUAAGCCGUUUGUGUUUGUGUCUGACGUGCCGCCGCUGAAACACACCAGUUCUCCAUGUUUCGGGGAGGAGGAUCCAGUGAAGAAGAAGCCCCGUUUCCAGAGCAAACCCAACCGCAAACACCCGCUGUUCCUGAAGCACGAGGUGGCGGCGGCCAUCAUCGACAGCUCUGGGGAGAGAGGACAGAAGAUAGAGAAGGAGAUGAGAGAUCUGGAGAAGCAGAAGCUGGAGGAGAUGGAGAAAUAUCUGACUGAGGGCGUGGAAGACUCUUCCCUGCUGGUUCAUCUCUUCACAGACACCGUAGAGGAGGAGUUCAGUGUUUACAGCAGCGCAUGACUAUAUAUUCACACGCAUGGCCACCAUAUAAACACUAAUAACACACAUUUACAGUUUGGAAUUAUGCCAUUAAAAUAGGUGACUCACAAGUGUUACGAACAGAAUCUUAUAUUGUGUGAGAUUUAUCUUGUUUGCAUGUUUGUAAAGUUAAUAAUUUCAGAGUUGUUUGUAAAUGUAAUUAAGGUAACACUUUAGUUUGUUACUUUAGUUUGGUUUAUUACCUGUAAAUUAUUAUGAUAUUGGCUGAUUAUUAGCACUUAUAAAGUAUGAUCUUAUUCUACAUCCCUAGUGCCGGUUUGUAAUUUAUUGAGCUAAAAGUCAUAGUGAGAACUGUACCUUAAACUAAAGCACGACUAAUGAAUAAUUACAUCAUUAA